GCCCUGGAGGGGGACUGGCCUUGGGAGGUGGGACCUGAGGGAUGGCUUCAUGUCAGGGCUGGGUUCACAUCACACCAGGAACCUCUCUGGUGCCCAUUGUUGUUUUCAUGCCAAGGUCAGGGGCCAUAAUUUACUUCUAUCUUUUAAUCUCCAUUCUUGACAAUUUGCCCCUUUAUCAUUUCUAAUCUGACUUCUGGCCAGGGCUAAUCCAUGCCUGUCUGGCCUUCAGGUCUCCCCUGUUCCUCUCCACCGCUCCCUCAGAAGGGCUCUCCAACAUUGAGCUACACAUAAUGUAUUGGUGAGAUGUAGACAUAUUCUAAGCAGUACAUGAACACCAGCUACUUGGUUGCAGUUGAUUUCCCCUUUUGUUCAGUGCUCAUGUCACUAGCAGACAAGCCCCUGCUGAAAGCCAUUUGCAGAGAAGUGAAUUGGGAGACCCAGCCUCUUCUUCCUGUACUGCAUCCCACCUGUUUCCUUGCCCAUAGUAGACCUCCCCAUUGUGUGAUCUUGCCAGGCUCAGAACUGCACAGCAGACCCUUUCUUACCUCACUUCAGCCCCUUUGUCCUUCCAACAGUCCUAUGUACUAAUUCCUGGGUUUGUAAGAAGUACAUUCGUGAUAGGGCUGCCCCCUCCCACCAGAGGCUGCAUGCUUUCAGAUUGUUGGUUUUGAAUGAAGGAUGAGGAGGCACUUUCUCAAGGCGUGUUACAACUCAGGACUCCCAAGGCAGGUCCAACCACCCAAAAGGCCUACCCUUGUGGGAUGUGUGGCCCAGUCUUGAAAGACAUUUUGUACCUGUCUCAGCAGCAGGGAAUAUACCCCAGGCAGAAACUGCACGUGUGCAGCAUGUGUGAAACAACUCUGGUUCAGUGUAAGCAUUCACCAGCAACAGAAGCAGCACAGUGGAGAGAAACACCUCAGAAGGGUUGAGGACUGGCUUUUGUUUGUUAAGAAUUGCAGAGUCCACAUGUCAGAGAAUCCCUUUAUGUGUGGGGAUUGUAGGAAGGACCUCCUGCCCAGCUUGGGCCUUCUCCAGCGCCAGAACACUCACAGCAAGGGGAAUUCACCUAGAAGCACUGAAUGCAGGGAGACUUUUCGCAAUGGAGAAGGGCAUGAUAGGUGAAUGUGGGAAAGCCUUUAGCCACAAAAAUAAGUUCGUUGAACACCAAAGAAUUAACACUGGAGAAAGACCUUAUCAGUGCGUUGAAUGUGGAAAAUUCUUUAGGCACAACUCUAGACUUAUGGUACAGCAGAGAGUUCACAUGGGUGUAAGGCCUUAUGGGCGCAGUGAAUGUGGGAAAGCCUACAGCAGAAGUUCCCACCUUGUUUGGCAUAAGAAAGUUCACACUGGAAAAAGGCCUUAUGAAUACAGUAAAUGUGGGAAAGCCUAUAGCAGCAAACACUUGUUCAACACCAGAGAGUCUACACUGGAGAAAGGCCUAUGAGUGCAGCAAAUAUGGGAAACUGUUUAGCCAUAACUCCAGCCUUAUUAUACACCAGAGAGUUCACAGUGGAGCAAGGCCUUAUGAAUGCAGCAAAUGUGGGAAAGCCUUCAGCUAUAGACACAGACUUGUUCAACAUCAGAAAAUUCACACUGGAGAAAGAUCUCAUGAGUGUAGUGAAUGUGGUAAAGCCUUUAGCCAGACUUGUCCAGCACCAGAAAAUCCACACUAGAGAAAGACUUAUGCAUGUAGUGAAUGUGGGAAAUGCUUUAGGCGAAGCUCUGGCCUUAUUGAACAUCAGAGAAUUCACACUGGGGCAAGACUUUAUAAGUGUAGUGAAUGUGGA
Messenger RNA from Aethalodelphis obliquidens (Pacific white-sided dolphin), 1787 nucleotides. Its product is annotated as zinc finger protein 304-like. The coding region runs from base 1100 to 1444 and encodes 114 amino acids. The transcript has a single exon. The record is from RefSeq and is a predicted model, not a curated record. Lineage: Eukaryota; Metazoa; Chordata; Mammalia; Artiodactyla; Delphinidae.